GGAACAAUCAUGUCCAAGAUACUUUGCUUAGUUGUUACUUCGUCAGUUGUUUUAUUUUCUUGGUUUAUUACAUCUGCAAUAUCUUCUGAAGAAUCAGCAAACGACGGACCAAAAUGCAAAACUCUCUUCACCUUUGGAUACGGCUACCGUCAGUUUUUCCACUUGCCCGGUGACAGUCUACAUCAGAGCAACGGAGACAUGAUUUAUAUGAGAUUCCAGGUGAAGGCCCGUAGUGACGCUCACAUCCUGCUCUCACCUAACCCGUCCCCUGAGGAGGCCGACCCUGUCUAUGAGAUAGUACUCGGGGCUGGAAAGAACUCCUUCUCCGACAUCCGCAGGAAGCGUCGAGCCUCCACCAAGUCCUCAGCUUACACCAAGGAUAUCCUGUCUGGCACAGAGAUGAAGGGUUUCUGGGUGAGAAUCACCUCAUCGGGGAUGAUUCUCGUGGGAAACGAGGGUGAUGACCUCCCUUUCAUGCAGUGGCAAGAUCCUGACCCUUUGCUGAUAGAAUACUUUAGCUUCUGCACAUGGAGUGGGGUCGCUGGCAAGUGGUUGUACGACUGUGGUGUUCAAGAUCAACGAAAUGGAUCAAUUGAAGUUCAACCAAUUUUGACAGCAACGGACAGGUUGAGACAAGCUUUGUUAACUGGAUAUGAUGUGUUCUCUAGACCUGUCAGUGAUUCAUCUGAAAUAUUAGAGAUUGGAGUCCAGUUGCAAGUAAACCACAUCACCUUGGAUCCCAAAAGCUCUAUAAUGUCAGUUGGAUGUAUCCUAACAUUGGAGUGGUAUGACCAGAAAAUGGUUUGGAAUCCAGGUAACUUUAGUGAUUUGACUCUGUUGAACUUCAUCAAACAUGAAAUUUGGCGACCUGCGUUGGUUCACUUCAAUGCUGCAGGAAAGAACAUUGCUCCAUGGACUGCAAGCAUUGCAGGAAUGCGGGUUACUUCUGAUGGCAAGGUGAGGUGGAGUCCUCCAGCUACUCUACAGUCUAGAUGUCAGAUGAACCUACGUCAAUGGCCAUGGGACACUCACACUUGUAGCGUACAUCUCGGCAUCUGGCAGCAGCCAAACUCUUCACAACUCCUUCUCCUCGAGAAUGGAACCAAGUUAGAGCUGCAGCACUCAUGGUCAGAGUGGGAGAUAGACAAGUUAACGUCAGAAUCAGUCGUUGUCACUCUACCAAAGUCCCUGGACUCAACAGUUUACACCUCCGAUGACUCUGAUGAUGAUUAUUCUGAGACUCCUAAAGCUCUAAAGUUCACACUGACGCUCAGGAGACUCAACGUUGGAUAUGUCUACAUCCUUGUGAUUCCCUUAAUAGUUAUGGUCGUCAUGUCACUGGCCUGUUUCUGGAUGGAGCCUCUUGGUAAAGAGAAGCUUGCUACGAACUGCCUUCUACUAGUCUUGCUCUGUGGCUUCCUGGUAGCUUUGGACUCUGUGUUACCAGCCCCUGUUGACCACAUACCUUUUCUCUUUGGAGUGUAUAGCUGGGUGGUAGUGGUAGUGGCGUGUGCUACGGUAGUAUCUGUGCUUAUAACGAGUCUUGUCAACACGACACAUCUACGACCUCCUCCACGAGUAAUUACGUCCACCCUCUCCUCUCCCUUCAUCUCUUGUAUCUUCUGUCUAUCACCUCCAGCAGUAAAGAGACAAGACUAUGGCCAACUUAGUGAGACUGGAGAGAGAUCGAGCGAUGGUCUACUACUACUAUCUGAGGGAGACAACGAUGUUGACCAGUGUUGGGCUUUGGUGGCAUCUUUUUGUGAUAGACUCGCCUUUCUUGCAGCACUAGUUGCUUACACAGCAAUUUUUGUGUCUUAAGUAAACAUAUUAGAAAAUGUAAUCAAUUUUAUACUUUGAUCAUAUUAAAUGUUUUAUUUAAUCAAAAUAAAUACGCAUAUUA
Macrosteles quadrilineatus (aster leafhopper) is the source of this 1903-nucleotide messenger RNA. Its product is annotated as acetylcholine receptor subunit beta-type lev-1-like. Gene Ontology annotation, molecular function: neurotransmitter receptor activity; transmembrane signaling receptor activity; extracellular ligand-gated monoatomic ion channel activity. NCBI's taxonomy places the organism in Eukaryota, Metazoa, Arthropoda, Insecta, Hemiptera, Cicadellidae. Gene Ontology annotation, biological process: regulation of membrane potential; signal transduction; chemical synaptic transmission. The transcript has 13 exons. The record is from RefSeq and is a predicted model, not a curated record. Gene Ontology annotation, cellular component: membrane; synapse; neuron projection. Bases 10 to 1821 code for a protein of 603 amino acids.